AUGUUCGUACACAUUUUGCUAGUGAUUUAUGUGUUUAGCCGUGAAAUAGAAUUAGUGAAAUCAGCAGAUAAAUUGGAGUUUUGGGAACGAGAUCCUCAGUUCGAUGCAAGACGAGCAAUCGAAGACCCAAAGUACAAGAAUCAUCCGAAUCACGACAGCAGCAAGCCGCCGACUCGAUUUACCAAAGUGAAAUCGAAAGAUAAAGCUCCAAUAAAAAGGACGACAACGGACUACAUUACUUCUGAAAAAGAGAAGAAGCCAGCUCCCACAGUCGCGAGGAGUCGCAAUCGAGGCCGUAGCGAAGAGACCACAAAAUGGCCGAAACUACAGCAGCAUCGGUACAAACAGAAACAGAGAAAGGAUGAACUUCGCUCAACAAGAAUCUCGGAGUUGCAUUUGCUGCAACAACCAGAAGAAGAUAGUACCUCCAAAUAUCAGAAGCUGGAAGAAAACGAUAAAGACACUGUCUUAAGUCCCUAUAGUAUAAAGCAACAGUUGACUGACUUCGCCAGUAACUUUCAGGAAGCAAAUAUAACAGUCGAAGUAAUCGGUCGCACUGUAGAAUACAACGACAUCGUCAUGCUGAAAGUGACAGAACGGAAAAGUGAACUCGGAAAAUAUUUCCGAGCCGACGAGAGCAAAUACGUGGACGAAGUUCCAGAGAAGAAAAUCAUAUUUAUUGUGCACGGCCUAAGUGUUAUGGGAAUCUCGAAUAUUCCAUGUUUAUACUCGAUUGCCGAUUUGAAAGUUUUGCUCUCCUUUUAUUUUGCCCAUUUGGACAAGUUUGACAUAUUUUUGAUUCCUAUGGCCAAUCCUGACGGCUUCGUCUUGAGGGAAAAGGGGGGAAGGAAAAACCUGUGGAACAAAAACAUGUCACCACAAGGAGCUUGUCCCGGAGUGGCCCUGGACCGCAACUUCGACGUGUCCUGGAACUCCACUGCAUCCGUCAGUUCCUGCAGCCAGCAUUUCCCAGGAGUCUCCCCCUUCUCCGAGGCAGAAACAAGGGCAAUCCGGGACGUGCUACACCACUACAGCCAUAAGAUCAAUGGCUAUAUGCAUGUGCAUUCUGGAUCUUAUGACUAUCAAAGUUUUAAGGGUGACGCAAUUCUCUACCCAAAAGGCUACACUGACGUUCAAUCAGACGACGACAAAUACAUAGACUUAAGGGGGGAGAUCGACGAAGCGAUGAAGAACGCCAGUUUCCAGGUCAUAUCUGUCACAGUGGACACCCUCCACAAUUGGUAUGGGAAGAUCUCCGGUUCUAGCGUGGACUACGCAUCUACAAUAUACGGAAUUCCAUACGCCAUGGAGCUGGUAAUGCAGCCUUUUCAGGAUAUGGGCUCGAAGGAAAACUACAGCUGGAAUGCACUAAACGAAAUCUGGAGGAGGGUCAUUGACGUCAUCUUCAACAACAUCUGGCGGAAUACCAAGAACAGCGAUACUUAA
This is a messenger RNA of Ostrinia furnacalis (Asian corn borer), 1446 nucleotides long. RefSeq names its product carboxypeptidase O. The transcript is spliced from 10 exons. The coding region runs from base 1 to 1446 and encodes 481 amino acids. The record is from RefSeq and is a predicted model, not a curated record. Gene Ontology annotation, molecular function: metallocarboxypeptidase activity; zinc ion binding. NCBI's taxonomy places the organism in Eukaryota, Metazoa, Arthropoda, Insecta, Lepidoptera, Crambidae. Gene Ontology annotation, biological process: proteolysis.